ACUAGGACGCGUUUCUCAUUUCCUUUUCUUUCUUUCGAGACACGAUGAGCAACACUCUUGCGACGGCCGUUGAUUUUUCCAAAACUUCCUUGUAUAUUUCUCUUGCGUCGAUUGCGUUCAAUCCUACCGCAUGGAACAUCGUCGCUCGUAAUGAAUAUCACAAUAAGACGUUAACGCGUCUGUUUGGAAGCCCUCGUACGGGAUGCUAUUUCCUCGCGCUGUCCAUCUUCGGCUUCGGUAUCCUUCGGGACUCACUCUACCACCAAGCCCUAAUGGACCAACCCCAAUCCCCCAUCCUCCCGGAACCAUUCAACACCAUCGUCCCGGCCAUCCUCUUUCUGGCCGGCCAAACCCUCGUCAUUACCUCCACCUGGGCCCUCGGAAUCACCGGCACCUUCCUCGGAGACUACUUCGGUAUCCUCAUGGAUCAUCGCGUCGAAGGCUUUCCUUUCAAUGUGUUGAGGGACCCGAUGUAUGUGGGGAGCACGAUGUGCUUCGCGGCGACUGCGUUGUGGUAUGAGAGGCCUGCUGGAUUAUUGGUCACCGCAUAUGUUUACGUGGUAUAUUUGUUGGCGUUGAAGUACGAGGGGCCCUGGACGGACAUGAUCUACGCGUCCCGCUCCUCAGCCGAAACAAAGGCCAACGGCUCCUCUACCGCCUCGAAGAAAGAGCUCUAAUGAUCUUCUCUUCGUCCUUUCAAUCCCGUCUUGGCCACACUCUCCCAUCCACUCUCUCUAUGAUCGUACGAACCCCACACGACGAUACACGGCUCUCAACAGUCGAUGACGUUACGCUUUCCUCUUGGUUGGACGGUUGAACGGACAAAAGUAACACAGUACUCUAGCACCACAUUAUAUUUCAACAAUAGGAUCCUCGAUAGAGUCGCAUUUCCCC
Messenger RNA from Stereum hirsutum FP-91666 SS1, 894 nucleotides. RefSeq names its product phospholipid methyltransferase. Gene Ontology annotation, biological process: phosphatidylcholine biosynthetic process. Gene Ontology annotation, molecular function: S-adenosylmethionine-dependent methyltransferase activity. NCBI's taxonomy places the organism in Eukaryota, Fungi, Basidiomycota, Agaricomycetes, Russulales, Stereaceae. The transcript has 4 exons. The record is from RefSeq and is a predicted model, not a curated record. Bases 45 to 677 code for a protein of 210 amino acids.